AUGAAUCCUGACAUUCUAAACGAGAGGCAGAAGGCAACUUUUGACGUCGAGAAGCUCACCAACAUUUUGAACGGAGGCCCAGAAAAGACGAAGAGGAGACGAGAAAUCGAGUCAAUGGUCUUGAAUGACCCAGACUUUAAGGAGGAGGAUCCAAACUUCCUGUCCCGUAGUGAACGCUAUGACCAAGCUGUUAAAAAGAGCGCUCAAAUGAUCCUCAAACUGAGAGAGUAUGGCAUCGCAGACCCAGAGGAGAUCUACUGCUAUAAGAGCUGCGUGCACCCUGGCAGACCCGAUCCUUUUGAUCUGCAUCUGGGAAUGUUCCUGCCCACACUGCUCAACCAGGCCACUUCAGAACAAAUGGACCGCUUCUUCAUGCCUGCCUGGAACCUAGAGAUCAUCGGCACCUACGCUCAGACUGAGAUGGGCCACGGCACACAUCUCAGAGGACUGGAGACCACUGCCACAUAUGACCCAGCUACAGAGGAGUUUAUCCUAAACAGUCCCACUGUCAGCUCCAUCAAAUGGUGGCCUGGAGGCCUUGGGAAGACCUCAAACCACGCAAUUGUACUUGCCCAGCUUUACACUCAGGGAAACUGUCACGGUCUGCAUGCGUUCAUCGUACCUAUUCGUGAUAUGAACACACACGAGCCACUUCCAGGUAUUGUUGUUGGGGAUAUUGGACCCAAAUUCGGUUUCAAUGAAGUUGAUAAUGGCUUUUUGAAACUUGACCACGUGCGGAUACCACGGGAGAACAUGCUCAUGAAAUAUGCGAAGGUAGAUGCAGAUGGCACCUACGUCAAGCCGCCUAGUGCUAAAUUGACCUAUGGCACCAUGGUUUUCAUCCGUUCCAUGAUUGUGGGCGAGUCCGCUCGGGCACUGGCAAAGUCCUGCACCAUCGCCAUUCGCUACAGUGCAGUCCGCCACCAGUCUGAAAUACGGCCUGGCGAGCCGGAGCCUCAAAUCCUCGACUACCAGACGCAGCAAUACAAACUCUUCCCUGUGCUUGCUAUGGCCUACGCGUUCACUUUUGUCGGCCAGUACAUGAACCAAACAUACCACCGCAUCACCGGAGACAUCAAUCUAGGGGACUUCAGUGAGCUGCCAGAGCUCCAUGCUCUGUCCGCGGGUCUGAAGGCUUUCACCACGUGGGCUGCUAACUCUGCCAUCGAAGUGUGUCGAAUGUCGUGCGGAGGUCACGGCUAUUCCCGCAGCAGUGCCUUGCCGGACAUAUAUGUUGAGUUUACCCCAACCUGCACCUACGAGGGCGAAAACACUGUCAUGAUGUUGCAAACUGCACGAUACUUAAUGAAGAGCUACAGGCAGGCUAGAACAGGUCAGCGGUUGCAUGGCAUUGUGUCGUACCUGAAUGAUGCAGACCAGCAGAGAAUCCAACCACAGCAUGUCUCCGCAAGAUUGACUGGACUCGAUAUUAAUGACCUGUCUGACCUGGUGGAGCUCUACAAACUACGAGCUGCUACUCUGGUUGAGUUGGCAGCCCAGAGUAUCCAGAAGGAGCUGCAACACAAGAGCCAAGAGGAUGCCUGGAAUAAUAGUGCAAUCGACCUGGUCAGAGCCUCUGAUGCCCACUGCCACUAUGUCGUUGUAAAGCUCUUUGCUGACAAGUUGGGAGAGAUUGAUGCUGCUCACAUUCAUUCAGUGCUGUUGACGCUUGCUCGCCUAUACGCUCUUCAUGGCAUCUCGAACAACUCUGGAGACUUUCUUCAGGCCGGGUUGUUGAAUGGGUCCCAGGUGCUGCAGAUUACGACUCGUAUCAAGGAGCUGCUUUCUGAGCUGAGACCAAAUGCUGUGGCGCUGGUAGAUGCCUUCGAUUUCCAUGACAAGAUGUUGAAUUCAGUCUUGGGGCGAUAUGACGGGAAUGUCUACGAGCACAUGUUUGAAUGGGCCCGUCGCUCACCCUUGAACUCUACAGAGGUGCACGAGUCCUAUCAUAAGUAUCUGAAGCCCUUGAGAUCCAAACUGUGA
Nerophis lumbriciformis (worm pipefish) is the source of this 1983-nucleotide messenger RNA. Lineage: Eukaryota; Metazoa; Chordata; Actinopteri; Syngnathiformes; Syngnathidae. The record is from RefSeq and is a predicted model, not a curated record.